Messenger RNA from Neodiprion fabricii, 5096 nucleotides. It is a transcript of the gene larp, whose product is annotated as la-related protein 1B. The coding region runs from base 703 to 4695 and encodes 1330 amino acids. Gene Ontology annotation, cellular component: cytoplasmic stress granule; cytosol. Gene Ontology annotation, molecular function: RNA cap binding. Gene Ontology annotation, biological process: mRNA stabilization; positive regulation of translation. The record is from RefSeq and is a predicted model, not a curated record. The transcript is spliced from 18 exons. Lineage: Eukaryota; Metazoa; Arthropoda; Insecta; Hymenoptera; Diprionidae.
CAAAGGCCAAGAUUCAGCGUCGGCCACAUGUGUUUGUGCUGUUUGUGGUUCAGCGUUCGUAGUAAAGGAGGAUUUUAAAAUGUACCGUGUUCUCUUAAUCUGCAAGGAUACGACAAAAUUUCUGGAGAGAUAAAAAUUGUCGGAAGUAAAAAUUAGCGGACAAUACAAUUUGACGAAGUGCGCGUAUUUUUUUCGCUCGAUAUAAAAUCAUCUCCGCGGUACAAGGUGCUGUCUGCUAGCCAGGGCUUGCAGCUAAAGUCGGAAAAGGAUAUACAAUACCGUUGAGGGACAUUCAAAUAUCACGGCCAACACGAGCUCUUCUUAAUUUACAGCUUUCGCGGCGACGAACGUUCGAUCGUCCGACUAUCUCAUGGUGAUAUCAGACCGUGAGUUUCACCCUUGAAAAUUGACCAGUGCAUCGAUAUUUGCCAAGUCAGCGCCGCGUGCUAGCCGGAGAGCAACCGCGAGUCCCGCAUGCGGCCAGCCACGCGCUCGUUCUCUCGCCUGCGUUAAACAUGGACUGAGUGCGGCGCAUAUCCGAUAAUUGGCUGAAUAAACUCGUCUCUGAAUCCGACCCGCUGAAAUUCCUCGUCGAUCUCAAUUCACCGUAAGUGACCAGAUGUCUCAUAUUUAAUGGUUGAAUGAAUUGUGGAGCGGAAAGUAUCGUCCGCCUCGUGUUUUUAUAUCGCCGAGUGAUCCAAUAUGGCGGCAAAGGUGGCUCCGAGCAUGCAAGGCGGCAGCGGCGGGGCGAGAGAGACGAACGAGGGCCAAGGCAUCUCUUACGCCAGUGUACUCAACCCAAAAAACAACGACAACAAUAAGGAGAACAUAAACGAUGCGCCCCGGGCCGCUGGGAAAGACCGGAUGUCCGCCGAACCCUCAUCGGCGGUCGUCCAACGCGGUAAAUCGUACCAGAAAUCGACGAGGAGAUACAGUUCGCACUACGGUAGGUCGGAGAGGAAUUUUCAGAACCCGUCCUCCAGGUCGAAUCAGAACGCAGUCGAGGUUGCUUCGGAGGCGGAGGAAGCCAAGCCUCUGAACAAUGGGGAGGCGGAGAGCGACAGCGAGUUUCAAACCGUCGCUCCAAAGAGCGCUCGCAGAAAAGAAAAACACAGGGAGCAUCGAGAGCACCAUGAUCAUAGAGAUCGGUAUCAUCACAGAGAGAGGUAUCAUUCCAGGACUCAGCACAGCGACGCUGUCGACGAGCGAGGACACAAGGAGAGAGGCGAGCGGAACGAAAAGAGCGCCACCGAACACUCUCUCGCCAAAGAUGUCCCCAAAGAUAAAGACGAUGCUGGUACUGAGCCAGAAACUGAUACAGAGCCGGUCAAGUACGUCGAGGCUCCUAUACCGGUUGUCAAUCCGUGGAUGAAGAGCAAAGGCAGCGGCGGCAAUCGACCUCAGCCAUCCUUACCUCAGGCUGCAAUUGUCUCUGCUCCGGUUCCUACAGAAAAGCCGGUCGAGAAGCCGGUGGUUGCGGAGAGAGAAAAAAGGGUCCUUCAGCCGCAGCAGCAGAGAGGAAAAAUUGAAAAUGGUUCUUCAACCGGUGUGCAGCCAACAAUUGUCAAAGCGCCAAAAGACAGAAGAAAAAUCAAUCAAAAGGCCAGUGAUUUUACCGAUAUUGGAGACUGGCCAUCUCUCGGGGCUCAAGGAGAGAAGAAGCCCACAAUAGCAACCCAAAAACAAAACGGCGUCAUCGAACCAAACCAAACAAAGGACAACUAUGCUGGUCCAGCCAGCGAAGGCAAAGGCAAGGAAAACAAAGAACAAAAUCACUUCCAAGAUGAUAGCGACGAACACACGGACGGCAGUGAUAAAAAGAAAAAAGUCACAAAGCAGAAAUGGGUUCCCCUAGACAUAGAUUUGGCAAAGAACAGAGGGAAGCGAGAAAGAUCUCCGAAAACUCAUGGACCGCGUGAGAGAAAUGGAGAAGAGGAGGAAAAUUGGCGUGACAGAGAUUACGACAGAUCGAGGUAUAGCUAUAGAGGCGCACGAGGAGGCGGUAGUACUCGAUACAGAGGGAGAGGUGGUAGAGGCACUCGUGGUACUAGCCGCGGUGGUUUUAAGCCUAGGCAUGAUCCUGAAUAUCCAGACUAUCCUACGGACUACACGCAGGUGAAUAAGUUUGGCGGAUCUGAUGCCUCAUUUAUGAUGCCAUAUAUGGGUACUUUCUACUUCAACAAUUCGAGCUACAUCAAUUUGGAUAUGACAACGCUUAAAGAUUACAUUAAGAAACAAAUCGAGUACUACUUUAGCGAAGAAAAUCUGAUGAGGGAUUUCUUUCUACGUCGUAAAAUGGAUGCUGAAGGUUUUCUUCCUAUUACUCUUAUAGCUUCGUUCCAUCGAGUACAAGCGCUUACCACUGACGUAGCUUUGGUCGUCGAGGCUAUUAAAGAGUCUGACAAACUUGAACUCGUUAAUGGAUUCCAGGUUAGAACAAAGACUGAGCCUCUGAAAUGGCCGAUAUUAGAUGCAGCUGGAAAUCCCGUUUAUCCUCAGGCGCAUCAUCAUCAUCAGAUUCCUUCGCAACUGUCGUCGUCGCCUUCACAUCCCAGUUUCUUUCCCGUCGCCGAACCCUUGACUGCUAUUCCUCCACCACCAAUCCCUCUAAGCUUACGUGUACGCAAUAAUUCUAAUUCUGUACAUGGGAGACUUAGCGAAUCAGAUAGCGUAUCUUCUUCAAUAGGUGAUAGUCUGAACCCUGACGUACCAGAGUUUGUGCCCGUUAUAGUAAACAAGGGAAUUGAGUCCUUUAAUAAUGACAAAGAAAAUGUUCGAUCCAAGAAAGAAGAAGAACGUCGAAAACAGAGCAGCUCCUUACCAGAUACCGGUGUUAAACCUGUAAAAAUAUCAUCCAAUUCAGUGCGAUCGUCAACCUUUCAAGUAAACGGAGAUGAUCAGCCGUCCAUGGAUGACGUUUGGAGAGAAGUGAGAAGAAGAGUGAAACAACCACCAAAAGAUAAAUCUGAAGACAGAGGAAAAUUAGCAGAUAACAAAGAAGAAGAACGUGAAGAACUAGACUUUCAGUUUGACGAAGAAUUGGAUACACCUCCACCAACAGGCCGACACAAUGCAUUUUCCGAAUGGUCUGAGGAUGACGAUGAUUAUGAGCUUUCGGAUCGUGACAUUAACAAACUUUUGAUUGUAACACAGUCGAAUCCCCAGGCAAUCGCCAUUACGACAAGAAUUCCUAAACACGAAGGACAUGAUCGUACAGGUGAUUGGAUGACUCGUGUCAAGAUGUCGCAAGAUCUCGAGCAGGCUAUUAACGACGGACUCUAUUAUUAUGAAGAAGAUUUAUGGACUGAAGACAGACAAAGGAUUGGAUCUGUAUCUUCGACCGGAAGUUACAAAACUGUAAAUUUGAUUAGUCAAGAAGCUUUUGAAAAAAUGGCACCUAAAGCCCCAAGAAAAACCAACCCUGAAGUUCCGCCGCCGCCACCUACCACCAGUGAAGAUGAAAUGGAAGUUGCUCACUCGUUGCCCACACAGGUUCCAAAUACAUCUGAAGGACGUGGCAAGCGUGAACGAGGCGGUGAUAGAAGUCAAGGCAACGAUGUACAAAGAUCUGCUCAGACAAGCAGAGGCAGCAGAAGAGGUGGAGCAUCUCGUUUCUUUGCCGUAGUGAAAGACGAGGCAGCUGUGGAUCCUAGAACACCACGCAAACGUAAAACGCGUCACAGUAGUAAUCCUCCCGUCGAGCAUCACGUUGGUUGGAUUAUGGACGUCAGAGAACAUCGUCCUAGAACUUAUUCGACCGGAAGCAGCGCAGGCACAAGCCCAAGCGAAAGCUACUUGGCAAGCAGCUACGGCAGUGCACCGCAGUCUUUACCAACGUUCCAACAUCCAAGUCAUUCACUCCUCAAAGAAAAUGGUUUCACUCAACAAGUUUAUCACAAGUACCAUUCUCGAUGUUUGAAAGAACGCAAAAGAUUGGGAAUUGGGCAGUCUCAGGAAAUGAACACGCUAUUCCGUUUCUGGUCAUUCUUCCUCAGAGAGAACUUCAACCGCACCAUGUACGAAGAAUUUAAAUCCUUGGCUUUAGAAGAUGCUGCUGAAGGAUACCGCUACGGUUUGGAAUGUCUUUUCCGUUUUUACAGUUACGGUUUGGAAAGAAAGUUCAGGCCUCAACUUUACAAAGAUUUUCAAACCGAGACGAUACGAGAUUACGAAAUUGGCCAAUUAUAUGGAUUAGAAAAGUUUUGGGCAUUCAUGAAAUAUUAUAAGCAUGCUGAAAAACUCUACGUUGAAUCCAAACUACAGGAGUAUGUUUCAAAGUUCAAAAGUAUUGAGGAUUUCAGAGUAGUUGAGCCGCAAAUAAACGAGAUGCUCCAAGGAUUUAGUGGGAAUCUACGAAGCCAAGCUAUGAAAAGGAGAAACAGAAGCGUGUCUGAAAGCGCUGGUGGCGGAGAAGCAUCCCCUACUAGUCGAGUACGACGUUUAUCCGGUGGUUCGAGUACUGUGACACUUUCUACCAAUUCUAGUAAUACUAACAAUCACAAACGGUCAGAUUCCGUAAAUCUGUCGCAGUAUCGAAAUAGGGCAGAAUCUUUUGGUUCGGGUAGAUUGGGUCGUACCAAAAGACGAAACGAUUCUGCAUCUAACAGUCAACGUGAUCUCACCAAGCAGCAACAACCCAGGAGUCGACACAAUUCUGGCUCUUUUACUAGACCCCAAGAAGUAGCUAAAGAAUAAAACGUUUUACAACAAAACCCAUAUUAUACCAGUUUGAAUCGGAAUUACAAUUGGCAAAAAUUGACGGUGAUUAUUGUAUAACUCGUUUACGUACGUAGUAGGGAGUAUUCUGAGGUACUUUAUCUGAUAAAGUUUAUCUCGAUUUGAAAAUCGUUGUUUAGGUAGGUAUGACUUAUACUGCAUAACAUACCCUAUUAUUUUUAUUUAUCAUUUUGUCGAAAAGGUAAAAAAUGGUUUAUAAUUUUUAUCAAUAACGUGAGAUAAACAGUCCAUUGAUAUUUAUACAUUUUAUGUUUUGAUCCAGAUAUUCUGCCUUUAAACUUUUUAAUACAAUUAUUAACAAUUUUGGGCAACAAUAAUAAUGUUAUUACGAAAAAUAAUAGAUAUUUAAGGGGGAAAUA